Messenger RNA from Fundulus heteroclitus (mummichog), 1239 nucleotides. RefSeq names its product lens fiber membrane intrinsic protein. The transcript is spliced from 5 exons. Lineage: Eukaryota; Metazoa; Chordata; Actinopteri; Cyprinodontiformes; Fundulidae. The record is from RefSeq and is a predicted model, not a curated record. Gene Ontology annotation, molecular function: structural constituent of eye lens. Bases 166 to 741 code for a protein of 191 amino acids. Gene Ontology annotation, cellular component: plasma membrane.
ACAACCAUACCUGAGGGUGAUUGUACAGAGGCGGGCAGAAUCAGAUUUAACCUCAUUGUGCUCACGAGGGUACGCCGGUGAGGGUUUGGAUGAGGAACGGGCUGCAGCGUAACAAAAGUAGCUUUUCAUCGGGUUUUCUUUUUGCCGCGUUCACCUGUCGGAGCAAUGUCUCGACUAAAACAGAGUUCCUCUGCAGCUUCCCCGUUGUCUCAGCUCAAGAUGUACAGCUUCAUGGGUGGGGGACUUUUAUGUGCCAUAGUGGGUAACAUCCUGCUGGUGGUCUCCACGGCCACAGACUACUGGAUGCAGUACCGUCUGUCUGGAAACUACGCCCACCAGGGUCUCUGGCGCUACUGCAUGUCCAACAAGUGCUACAUCCAGACCGACAGCAUCGCUUAUUGGAAUGCCACCAGGGCCUUCAUGAUCCUGUCGGGAAUAUCGUGCUUUGCUGGCAUCAUUGCCGGCAUCAUGUCCUUUUCACACUUCUCCUCCUUCGAGCGCUUCAACCGCUCCUUUGCUGCAGGAAUCAUGUUUUUCAUCUCCACUUUCUUUGUACUGCUGGCCAUGGCCAUCUACACCGGCGUGACGAUGAACUACCUGGGAAAGCGCUUUGGUGACUGGCGUUUCUCCUGGUCCUACAUCUUGGGCUGGGUGGCCAUGCUCAUGACCUUCUUUGCAGGUAUUUUCUACAUCUGUGCCUACAGAAUGUGUGAGUGCAGGAGAGGAACGGCCCCACGCUAGAUGUCUGCAGAAGGCACGGGACACGCUCAGUGUGGCUCGACAAGCAGGAAGCAUCAAGGCAGCCCCGACUGAUCCGAUGAAGAUGCGACAUCUGAUGGAGAUGCUGUCGCAGGUCUUUGAUGGUCUGCUUGGCUUGUUGAAGAAAGGAGCCGGGGUUAUUUUAUUCUAGGAAUACUCAACAUUGACAAAUUUAAGGCAUUUUUAGCCAGCAGAUGGCAGCACUAACACAGCCGGUCGCAGGCUCCUCUGAUAAUUGACUUUUUCUUUACAUUUGUUUUGAAUAUUGCAUUUAAUAAGAUAAUAAACAUGUUAGAGAAAGAAGAUUGUUGAUCAUUCCUGUAUGGCAAAAAAAUAAAUAAAAAAAAUUGGAACUCUUUUGACCAGACACGACACGAUGAACAACAUAGACAGAUUCUCUCAAUACUUUUGUCUUAUAUGCGCAGAAAAUACUCAGAGACAGCAUCUAUUGUUUAAUAUGAAUUAAAAAAGACAAAGUUC